UGGAAACGUAUCUUACAUCAAUCUGAAAGGAGAAAAGUCAAUUUUAAAUAAUGCCGGUGAUAAUACCGUAAUUGUUGAAGGUAGCUUACUCCUAAUACACCUUAAUGAAUUUACUGCGAAUUUUAAAUUUCUUCUAUGGGAAUGUUACUGUGGAAGCUUAUUGUUAUAUGACAAAGAUGAUGAAACAACUGUUGACGCAAUUAGUAGUAACGAAAUACCAAAUAAAG
Messenger RNA from Funneliformis mosseae, 227 nucleotides. Lineage: Eukaryota; Fungi; Glomeromycota; Glomeromycetes; Glomerales; Glomeraceae. The record is from the annotation of a GenBank genome assembly.